UAAAUGUCACACGACCUUGUAGUAGAAAACCAGACGAAUCCAACUGUUAGGCACCAGAAUUCGUGUCAGUCCCGUUCCUCAUGGUCGCCAUGGCUCCUCUCCGAUCUUUAGUGUGUUUACUAGUAUUAUGCUUCUCUACAGCCCAAGAAACAACAGUAGUACCAGGAUGCUAUAUCCGCCAGGCAGAUAUUGUUUUCCUGUUAGAUUCUUCAAACAGUGAAGGAGCCGCCAAUUUCGAAAAACAGAAGGAUUUCGUUUCCACGUUCGCAAAUUCACUUGUCAUCGGUCCCGAUGAUAUCCAGUUAAGUGUGGUGACCUUCGAAUCAAGCAUCCAUAACCAAUUUAACCUAGACACUUACGAAAACAAAACUGACCUCUUGGAUGCAAUUAAAAAUGUUUCCUUCAUAGCUGGUAAUACGCUUACUGAGAAAGCCCUCAACUUUGUUAGAACCGUCAGCUUUACGAACUCUUCUGGCGAUCGUGAGAACGUGGAUAAUAUUCUGGUCGUUUUGACCGAUGGUCACUCUACCGACAGGAACAGCACUCUCGAUGAGGCUGAGAUGCUUCGUAACACAUCCACCAAAGUCAUCACCAUCGGAAUUGGAGCCGACAUCGAUGCCUCCGAGUUAACGGCUAUUGCCUCAGACCCAUCAAAUGCAUUCACUGUCCCUGACUUUGAUGCUCUUUCCGGAAUCCAGAACUCCAUCUCCGCCCAGGCUUGUGUUAAAAUUGUACCAACAACCACCCCCGAGCCAACCACUAUCCCAACCACCACUGAACCACCCUGCAAUGUCACUCAGGCCGACAUUGUCUUCCUGCUUGACGCCUCCAACAGUCUUGGACAAGUCAACUUUGAUCGUCAGAUACAGUUCGUACUUGAUGUGGUCAAUGCUUUGGACAUUGGACCAGAUAACACACAAGUAGCAAUCACCACAUAUCAAACGGUUAUACAUAAUGUGUUUCAACUGAACACGUAUCCAAACAAAAUAGACAUGGAAAACGAAAUCAGAAAAAUACAAUUUAAACCCGGGAAUACCUUCACGGACAAAGCGUUAAAAUACGCUCGAGAGGUGAUGUUCCAACCGGCAAGCGGUGAUCGACCGGAUGUCCGAGAUGUACUGAUUCUGAUGACCGAUGGACAAUCUUCUGACCGGAACGGGACGUUGAAUCAGGCUGAGGAAAUCCACAAUAAGACCCAGAUUGAUGUCAUAACCAUAGGAGUUGGAAAUGCAAUCGACAAUGCAGAAUUACUUGCAAUUGCGUCCCAGCCGUCUUACUCCUUGUCGGUAGAUGAUUACUCUGAGUUGAACAGCAUACUCGCAGAGCUUGGAUUUCAGACAACAGGAUGCAUCAUCACUCUGCCAUCGACAAUAUCAACGACGACAACUACAACAGAAGCAACAACAACGAUCACUACGACACCGCCGGUUCCUUUGGACCUCGAUUGUAACAGAACAGUUGCUGAUGUUUUAUUUCUUGUGGACUCUUCGGGAAACGUUACCAGAGAACAGUUUCAACAGGAGAAAGAUUUUAUUUCGAAGAUAGUAGAAGAGUUUACCAUCAGUCCCAACGAUGUCCAGGUGGCCUAUGCGACAUUUUCAGCAGAGGUCCACAGCAGUUUCUUAUUAAACAAAUGGAACAACAUCAGUAAUAUCCUUGAAGGCAUUUCAAACACUGUCUACUCGCCUGGAAUAUCGAUGCCCAGUUUGGCUUUAACAUUUUCUGAAUCAGUAUUCAAACCGGAAAAUGGUGACAGGGCUAACGCAACAGAUAUUGUCUUCUUGAUCAGCGCCGGAGAGACAGUGGAUGCGUUAGAAACUAGUAUAGAAGCCCAAACUCUCAAGGAUAAUAAUAUUACCAUUGUCACCUUUGCUUUGGACAACUCAACUGAACUUCAGAAUAUUGCAUCCCCAUCAUUCGCCAUCAAAGACGUAAACACUACAACAGCCGGUCUGCCUGCCCAAGUUAAAGCAAUGAUAGAUCAAAUAUCGGGCCUUGUUCCCUGUCCAACUACUACGCCUGCUACAACACCAACCUUACCGACUACUCCAACGACUAUCCCAACUACAACCACGACAGUUACUGACGCUUGUAGUAAGACUGUGGCUGACGUCUUGUUUCUCGUGGAUUCUUCAAACAGUGUCGAUGACGAUAGGUUUCAAGCCGAGAAGAACUUUACAUCUCAGGUUAUCCAACAAUUCACAAUAGGCCCUGAUGAUGUUCAGAUCGCUUAUCUGACAUUCGAAUCAGUCGUACACCCUCAAUUUCAAUUUAACACGUUCAACAACUCUGCCGACGUUCUUGAUGCCGUUCAGGCUACAAAUUUCACGCCAGGGAAUACAUUUACCAACCUCGCAUUGCAAUAUGCCCGUGAAAAUAUUUUCACACCAGAAAACGGUGACAGGGCAAAUGUUACUGACAUUAUCAUUCUUAUGAGUGAUGGCCAAUCGACUCUACCGUCAGAAACUGCAAUUGAAGCUGACCUUAUUAAGGCCCAAAAUGUAACUAUUGUAACCUUUGCUAUAAACACGAAUACGGAUGGCUUGCCUGAAUUGCAGGAUAUAGCAUCACCAACAUAUGCUGUAAAUACAUCAUUUCCGGGACUCAUUUCGAAAGUUAAUGGCUUGGUUGACACAAUUUCCGGACUAUCGUUCUGUCCCCCGACUGUUCCUACCACUCCUCCACCCUGCUACACCCCUGAAGCGGACAUCGUAUUUUUGAUGGAUUCGUCAAACAGCCUUGGGCCGGAUAAUUGGGAAAAGGAGAAGGAAUUUGUAAAGAAUCUUAUAGGCGAUCUAAAAGUAGGUACCAAUGACAUGCAGGUCAGUGUCGUCACAUAUGAAUCCAACCCCGCUGUCCAGUUUUACUUAAAUCAAUAUGACAACAAAAAUGAUGCGAUGUCAGCUGUUACGAACAUAUCGUUCCAUACUGGAAACACCUUGACGGGGAAAGCUUUGGAGUUCGUCCGUGAUUCCGUGUUCGUCAGUGCAGCCGGUGAUCGUCCUAAUGCGAACAACAUACUGGUUGUCCUUACCGAUGGCAAAUCAAGCGACUCCCAGGUAACUCUGGAACAGGCUUCUCUGUUGAAAAACGACAGCGUCAAGGUCUUUGCCAUUGGAAUCGGACUUACUGACGAUGGAAAGGAUGAACUAGGAGCUAUUGCUACUGACGAAAAUCAUGUCUUCCAAACUUCCGAUUUCUUCACGCUUUCAUCGCUUCAAUCGGAAAUCGAGCUUACUCAAGUCGAUUGCAUCAGCACUACCGAACCACCUAUGACAACAACUCCUACAACCACGCCCACAACAACGUCUGUUCCAGAUUGUGAUCAGAGGCGAGCUGACAUCAUAUUUGUACUAGACUCUUCAAACAGCGAGGGACUUGAGAACUUCAACAAGCAACUCGAUUUUGUUAAAAACUUCGUUGAACUGGUCAAAAUUGGUCCCAACAACGUACAAGUAGGAGUAGUAACGUUUGAAUCUGAAGAACAUAACGAGUUUGAUUUGAAUGAGCAUUUGAAUUCGAAAGAUCUGGUAAAUGCUAUUGAUAGUAUUACUUAUAAGCCUGGCAAUACAUUUACCGGAAAAGCAUUAGCCCUGGUAAACAAUCACAGUCUAACUGUUGCCGCCGGUAAUAGGCCGUCUGUAGACGAUAUUGUCAUAGUCAUGACGGACGGCCAGUCUACUGACCAAAAUGAAACACUAGAGGAAGCCGCUUCGCUGAAAUCGUCGUAUCCAGACAUCGACAUAUUCGCCAUAGGGAUCGGGGCCGCCGUUAAUGAUGAAGAAUUAGCAGCCAUCGCCACUAGCAGCAACAAUAUCUAUCAUGCACCAAAUUUCCAGUUUAUAUCCGAGAUCUUGCCUCUACUUGGAAACAGCACCUGUCUCCCACCUCCAACGGAAAAAGAUUGUGAUAGCAAGAAGGCAGAUGUGGUUUUCUUACUUGAUUCAUCAACCACUGAAGGGCCGGACAAUUUCCAGAAGCAACUCGAUUUUGUUAAUUUAUUCGCAAACAAUGUCAACAUUGACGUAAAUCAUGUCCUUGUAAGCGUAAUAACAUACUCGUCAAACCCAAUCAACCAAUUUUAUCUGAAUGCCUAUACCAAUCGUUAUGCAUUGGAUCAAGCUCUCAUGAACAUACCUUACGUUGGCGGAAAUACUUUCACCGAUUCGGCUUUAAAACUAGCAAGAGAAAAUAGCUUCCUGUCUUCAAAUGGAGCUCGACCGGGUGUAGAAAACGUGAUUAUACUUCUAACUGAUGGAGGAUCUACAGAUUCUAACGCGACCAUCAACGAAGCAGAACUUGUCCACAAUUCACCAGACAACAUCACCGUUUACACGAUUGGAAUCGGGUUAGGCAUUGACACUAAUGAACUGCAGAUGAUAGCCACAGAUGAAAACACCACUUUUUAUGUAGACGAUCUUUCCAGUCUUUCUGGUUUAAUUGGUGCAAUUGGAAAUCAAUUCUGUAAUGGAACAACACUAGAGCCAGCACCAACAACAUCAACUGAGAAUCCUCGAACAACGGCCCCUAUCACCGCACCUACCAUUCCAAGUCUUCCAGUCCCCUGUGCCUACAAGAAAGUCGACAUGAUUUUCCUCCUUGACACCUCAAACAGUGAGGGGCCCUCUAACUUUGCCAUCCAGAAGAACUUCGUUUACAAUGUUGCUCAGAACUUCGAUAUCGGACUAGAUGCAGUCCGCGUUGGUGUGGUCACUUUCGCUUCAAACGUCUUCAACCAGUUUAAUCUGUCCACCUAUGACAGCAGAGGCGAGGUCCUGCAGGCUAUUUCAAAGGUUCCUUUUACUCCCGGAAACACCAUCACAGAGGCAGCACUCAAGUUUGUACGUGAGGAAAGUUUCACCCCCGAGGCUGGUGAUCGACCAGAUGUCGGCAAUGUCCUUGUCGUACUGACCGAUGGUCAGUCAACGGACGAGAACGAGACCAUAGCGGAGGCCGCUGCUCUCCAUAACACAAGCACGAAAGUCAUUUCCAUUGGAAUUGGUGCCGGUGUAAAUGCUGCCGAAGUUACCCAAAUCGCUUCCGAUCCUAGCUUAGCCUACACUGUGGCAGAUUUCAACGCUCUUAAGGGAAUACAAGUAGAGGUUGAGAAAUCUGCAUGUGUUGACGCAAUUGUUUGCGAGGACAUGGAAGAUUGUGAGAGCAUGGGAAAGGCGGUCUGUAAGAGGUUCGAUGGCUGGGCACGGAGGAACUGCGCGAAAUAUUGUGAAUAUUGCAAAUUACCUCAAUAAAAAUCAGAUAGUAUAGAAGAAUUAUUUAGGCCAUUCCAUCAUUGUCUAGCAGUUUCUCAUAUCGUUUCACUCGGAAAAGGGACAUCACCUCUUUAUGGUAUUUCUUUGUAGCUUUUCAAUAAAUCACACAAUUUUAGUAACAUAUA
Molecule: messenger RNA, 5395 nt
Organism: Mizuhopecten yessoensis (Yesso scallop)
Lineage: Eukaryota; Metazoa; Mollusca; Bivalvia; Pectinida; Pectinidae
Product: collagen alpha-3(VI) chain-like
Exons: 21
Coding region: 81-5249 (1722 amino acids)
Source: RefSeq, a predicted model, not a curated record